Belonocnema kinseyi is the source of this 1857-nucleotide messenger RNA. RefSeq names its product transmembrane protein 161B (gene emei). NCBI's taxonomy places the organism in Eukaryota, Metazoa, Arthropoda, Insecta, Hymenoptera, Cynipidae. The record is from RefSeq and is a predicted model, not a curated record. The transcript has 10 exons. The coding region runs from base 206 to 1672 and encodes 488 amino acids.
AGGGAGGUGCUACGAGCUCGUUUUGGAAUGUAUCCUAUUUAUAAAUUUAACAAUUUAAAAAUAGCACCUCCAAUGCCUAUUAUUAAAGGAAACAUUAAAAGUCACUAUAAAGAAUUAUUGUUUUCCAUAAAUCUAUUCUAAUCACUUUUUCGGGACCAGUACAUGUCGGACUUUUUAAACAAAUCAUCGACGCUCCUCUUUCACCAUGGCAUUAUUAGGAGCACAAUUGGUGAUUACUUUGGUAAUGGUGAGCGUAAUUCAAAAAUUGAGUCCCCAUUUCUCAUUCGCUAGGUGGCUUCUUUGCUCAACUGGAUUGACGCGUUUUUUAUAUCCAACGGAUCAAGAGUUAAGAACUGUAGCAGGAAUACAGAAAGAAAAAACAAAAAAGGGUAAACACGCUGAAAACGGUAAGGCUGCGGACGUAUUUCAAAUUCCUCGAAAUUUAGAUAUCACUCUAGAAAAUGCAAAAGUUUCAACAAUGGAUGUUGUGCAUUUAAAAUUUUACACGGAUUAUGUGUGGCUCAUGGACUUUUCAAUUUACACUGGAGUCGUUUAUAGUUUAACAGAGAUUUACAACAGCUGGUAUCCAAUUAAAGAUGAAAUCAAUCUCAGCAUGCUGUGGUGUUCUCUUGUCCUGGGAUUUUCAUUUAAGGUUUUACUCACUCUUUGGGUUCAAUACUUCAAAGGGGAGGAGAGCAUUGGUGAAAGGUCUACCUGUAUCGUUACAGGAUUUGCAUAUCUUCUCGUAGCAAUGAUGGUCCUCAUAAUCGAUGAAAAUACACUUGAAAUUGGCUUGGAAAAAGCCUACACAAGUUUCAAUCACAGUGCUUCUAUAUUUUUGGAAAACCAAGGAAUGAGCUCAACAGGUCCAGCAUCGAAAAUUAUUGUUAAGUUCGUUCUUGCUGUUUGGUGUGGAUUUUUAGGCUCGCUUUUCACUUUCCCUGGAUUGAGGGUUUCGAAAAUGCACUGGGAUACGUUAAGGUAUUAUAAGGACAAGAAGAUAUUAAUGCUCUUCGCAAAUUUGAGUUACGCUUCUCCACUCUUUUUAGUAACUCUCUGGUUCAAACCAAUAAGCCGUGACUACCUUACGGCAAGAGUAUUCAGUGGAAUGACUGAUCCCCUAAUGACUACUUCAGCUUUUGAUAGCAUGAGGCUGAUAGCAAUUAUAGUCGUAGUUUUACUGAAGCUGGCUCUGAUGCCAGUGUACCUGCAAUCUUAUCUUAAUCUUGCAAAUCAAAGACUAGACGUACAGAAAAAAGAGGCCGGUAGAAUAUCAAAUAUAGAAUUACAAAAAAAGAUCGCAGCAGUAUUUUAUUAUCUUUGUGUUGUUUCGCUGCAGUACAUCGCACCUUUGAUAAUGUGUUUGUACUUCGCAAUAAUGUACAAAACAUUAGGUGGUUACACGUGGGAGGGAAUUUACAAAGAAGUCGUUUACGAAGAAUGUUCAAUUGAUGAAUCUCCUCUUGCAUCGACAAUUCUCGGUGCCGAUGGCGAGAAAACUGUCGCUCAAAGUGCUCAAGAACUUCAACUCGCUAUCAGUUCGUUGAAGCAUAUUUUUACUGUGGAAGUCUUCAGAGGCGUUUUGGGAUUUGCAACUUGGUGGAGUUGUUUCACACUUUUUGCUACCACUUCCAUGGGAAUGGUUUACCAAUCCUAUUUUUCUAACAUUUAAAUCGCUUCCAUCCAAAGCAUUAAUGUCGAUUUAAAAAUCCAAAAGACAAUUUCACAAUUUCAUAUAAAAAAGAAAAAUAGGGGAAAUCUCCCUACAGUGGAUUAUCAUUAAUUAAGAGCACAAAUAAACAACAAAUAAUUAGUUUUAAUUUUAAUAAAGAGAGUAUUUCAAGUAGUUUUUAGAGA